UUAUCUUAUGCUUGUUGUCACGUAUAAAACACCAGUCUCUAUUACAAAUCCACUGAUUUGCGGCUCGAUGAUGCACAAAAUGAGGUUCCACUCAUUUUUUGGACUGCUGGCAGCUAGUUUAGCAGUGGUGUCCGCUGCUCCAAGAAGUAUCGAUGUCAACGAAAGAGAGUGGAUAAUUUACCCGAGCGCCGACAGCACCGCACAUUUAGCGCUGCUCCAGUCGGCUGUUACUAAACCCGUUUUGGACAAUCCUGACGAGCAGAUUACGUUCUUUCUGUUCACAAGGAACAACAGAAACACUCCCCAACAAAUUUGGGUGAGCAACCUGAAUGACGCCUUUUUUGACCCAACCAAAUCCACGAAAUUCCUUGUGCAUGGGUUUGGUUGCAAUGGCUUCAGUGCCUGGGUUGUGGAUUACAAAAAUAAAUUAUUGGACCUGGAAGAUUGCAACGUAAUUAUCGUGGACUGGUCAGGACCCGCUGAAGGCCCACAAUACAAUCAAGCUCGAGCUUAUGUACAGCCAACUGGAGGAUAUGUUGGCAAAAUGUACAAAUAUUUGGACGAUCUGGGACACAGUUUAACAAACUCUCACUGCAUUGGGUUCUCUCUCGGUGCCCACGUAUGCGGUUUCAGCGGAAAAUCUGUUGGAGGUGUCCUUGGCCGCGUGACUGGCCUUGACCCGGCUCUUCCCUUGUUCGACUACGACAAUCCAGAGUCGCGUUUGGCCGUCACUGACGCCAAUUACGUGGACGUGAUUCACACAAGUGCCGGAUGGCUGAGCUUUGAGGAACCACUUGGACACGCAGACUUCUACCCCAACGGAGGCAUUUCCGUGCAGCCUGGUUGUGGAACAGACGCGACAGGUGCAUGCAGUCAAGCUCGAGCGAUUGAAUUGUUCGCGGAGUCGAUAACCUCUGACGAUUUCAUUGCAUUCAAAUGUGACGACGGAAAUAACUUCCAAAACGGACGUUGCUACGAAAAUGAGAAAGCAGUGAUGGGAUACUUGUCUAGAUCAUCGACGAGAGGGUCUUUCUUCUUCAUUACUGCGGACAGCUCCCCCUUCGCCUUAGGUUGAUUAUUAUUCACUGCCGGUGUUUAAAAAUGGCAAUGACUAUUUUAUAUGUUAUCGAUUUAGUAUGAAUUAAAUAAAUGCAAUUA
Messenger RNA from Cloeon dipterum, 1158 nucleotides. Its product is annotated as lipase member H-like. NCBI's taxonomy places the organism in Eukaryota, Metazoa, Arthropoda, Insecta, Ephemeroptera, Baetidae. Gene Ontology annotation, molecular function: lipase activity. The coding region runs from base 8 to 1075 and encodes 355 amino acids. Gene Ontology annotation, biological process: lipid catabolic process. The transcript is spliced from 7 exons. The record is from RefSeq and is a predicted model, not a curated record.